AAAAAUGGUGGGGAAACAUCAGACGGGUAUGUGUGAGGAGUGUCAGGAAGAGGAAUCGGUGGAACGUGUAAUUCUACAUUGUAGGAAAUAUCAGAGGGAGAGAGUGAUAAUGGAUAAUAGACUAAAGGAACUAGGGGUGCAGAAACUCACUUUAAAAACAAUAUUAACUAUGAAUGAUAAAGCACAGGUGAGAGAAUUGUUUUUUUUUAAGGGUACUGGGCUUUAUUAUAGGAUCUAAAGGUAAGGGGUUUUUUUUCAUUUUUUUGUUUGUUUGUUUUGUUUUCCUUCACCCCUCAAUCCCUGGGAAAUUGUAGAUUAUGUUUUACUGAAUGAGCCACACUCCAGAACAGAAGGUGGCGUUAAUGCACCAUUAAGCUGGUUGCCAACCGCCGUUAAAAAAAAAAAAAAAAAACAAAAAGAAGAAGAAAAAAGGGGAGGAUGCUAGUGUUGAGUCCGCUGCUUCACAUAAGAGAAAUAGACGCGAUGCUGGGAUAAAGAGCUGGGAAUAGCUCAUCAUUUCUAGUCUCUCGACAGGAGUCGUCAUGACGAAACAGUGGAAUCAAUGGAAGGGGAAAUCUUUCCUCAGCUGGAGUUACUAGGACACAGCCCCUGAGAGCCAGAGUGCUUCAGGUUUCAGCAGAGAAACCAGAGAAAUUCCCAGAAUCCAGUGUGAAUGAGAACAACAUGAGGCUUUCUAAACGCUGGAUAGCACACAGGCGUAUGUUGCUAGUACUGUGUGUGGUUUUAGGUUUGCUGGGUUUGGUGAUGAUCUCACUGCCACUGAUUGAAACAGAGACAAGCAAACAUCUGGACUGGCACGUCAACACUGCACAUAAGAAGCAGGUGCAUGAGUACGUGCACAGGGUCCUGGAGGAUCGGUGUCGUCCCGGCAGCGUCAGGCAGAGCCUGUUAGCUCGACUCCCCGCUGCCAGUCACGUGACCCAGCCCUUCCUGUGGAAAGACGUGCCGCUCCCUGAUGACCUCUUCCUGUAUCCACCACCGUUUGGGUUCAGAGGUCUUCAGGGCAAAGUAGAGGACCUGCUGAAGCAGCUGCCAGACUCCACGUCCCAGCCAGGAAAGCCAUCAGAUAAAUGUCGGCGCUGUGUGGUCAUGGGAAAUGGAGGCAUUCUCAGAGGCCUGGAGCUGGGCCCACUGAUCGACCGCUUUGACACCAUUAUCAGGUUAAACAGCGGCCCUCUGGGAGAGUUCAGUGUUGAUGUUGGAAAUCGAACCACCAUCAGGAUGAGUUACCCAGAGGGCACGCCGCCCCACUGGGUCGACACAGACCCACACACUCUGUUUGUAUCUGUGGUGUAUAAAGGUGUAGACAUCAGCUGGACCUCCGCUAUGAUCAACAAGCUCACUGUGCCUCUGUGGGACUGGCUCUUCUUCUGGCAGAAGGUUCCAGAUCAAAUCCCUCUUGAGCCGCACAGGUUCAGACUUCUAAACCCGCAUGUCAUCAGAGAGACUGCGUUGGACCUACUGAAAUAUCCUCCACCCAGACCCCGCUUGUGGGGCAGCGACCAGAAUGUGCCUACCAUCGGUGUCUCCGCACUGAAUUUUGCCAGCGUGUUGUGUGACGAGGUCAGCCUGGCAGGCUUCGGCUACAACCUCUCCCAGCAGGGGGCGCCACUGCACUACUACGACCAGCUUCCCAUGACCACCAUGCUGCAGCAGACCAUGCACAAUGUGGACAGAGAGACCAAACUCCUACAAAGCCUAGUCAGAGAGGGAACCAUCACUGACCUGACGGGGGGGAUUCACUGCACCUUCUGCCCCAGCUGACCCUGAGAAAUGUGACCAGAAAGCCCGUCCCCUUUUUGUUGUUACAUUGUAGUAAAUACACUGAAGCAACGGAAAGAUCAAAGGACUAAAAAAAACGUGAGAGAAGAAAAGAAAAAAACAGGUGAGAGAAAAUCUUGGCACAGAGACUAAUGUAUGGAAUAUUUGUCACAAAGUGCUUCUUGAAGAACAGAGGACAUAAAAACAGAAAGGACAAAGUAACUCUGGUAAUAUUAGCACCUACCGGCCGUCGCAUGUCUUCCAGUAUUUAAAGUAUUUAUUUAAAUUUUAAAGUUCUUCUGUUAGGGGAAAAAAUGGCCUCGUAGCAGCAAUUUCAUUCAUCUGACCAACAGACUUUUAAACCACUGAAGCGCUUUUAAAGGCUCUUUGCUGAUACGCCCAACUAAAGGUUUUCAAAUGGGAAAAUAUUGAUUUCUAAUUUUUCCUGAUUUUAGUCAGGAAUUAGUAUUGGAGACAUGUAUUUCUCCAGAUAUUCAAUGUAUUACAGGGAUUUGAAACCUCAACAAGUAUGAACCCCAGACACUACCUUGUGUUGACAGUAUUAUAUCAUAAAUACUAUAUAAUACAUAGAUAGCUCACCCACUUCUGAAUUUAGGACUUUCAAUUGGUGAUACAAUAUUGUCUUAUUGGUAUCAUGAUAGUUCCUACUUCUGCUACAUGAUUUGAAAAAGUAAGAUGUCUGCAAGGACGUUUUUGAAGCAAGCUUUAAAUAGUUUCUUCAGUUCCUUUUUUUUUUUUUUUUUAAAGGUGUUAAAAAAUGGUAGUUCUAUGUUGCCUACAGAAUAUUGUGACGUACUGCAAUAUUUAUCAGCACAUCUGAUCAUUCCACUGUAAAUUAGCAACGUAAACAUUUUACAAUUACUUUUUUAUUUCUAACUGUGGUUUUAGUUAGUGCGCAUGAUCUGCAGUCUUCCAAAAUGCCUGGUCUGUGGGGAAAAAAAAAAUAGUGCACAAAUGAAAUGUGUUAUUUAUGAAUUGUGUUUUUUUUUUUUUAAAUGUAUUUAUU
Messenger RNA from Siniperca chuatsi (mandarin fish), 2809 nucleotides. RefSeq names its product ST3 beta-galactoside alpha-2,3-sialyltransferase 5 (gene st3gal5). The record is from RefSeq and is a predicted model, not a curated record. Gene Ontology annotation, molecular function: lactosylceramide alpha-2,3-sialyltransferase activity. NCBI's taxonomy places the organism in Eukaryota, Metazoa, Chordata, Actinopteri, Centrarchiformes, Sinipercidae. The transcript is spliced from 9 exons. The coding region runs from base 685 to 1785 and encodes 366 amino acids.